This is a messenger RNA of Anopheles marshallii, 1080 nucleotides long. RefSeq names its product prohibitin-2 (gene Phb2). The record is from RefSeq and is a predicted model, not a curated record. The coding region runs from base 1 to 1080 and encodes 359 amino acids. Gene Ontology annotation, biological process: mitochondrion organization. NCBI's taxonomy places the organism in Eukaryota, Metazoa, Arthropoda, Insecta, Diptera, Culicidae. Gene Ontology annotation, cellular component: membrane; mitochondrion. The transcript is spliced from 4 exons.
AUGGCACAGAGCAAACUGAAUGAUUUGGCUGGAAAGUUCGGCAAAGGAGGUCCUCCUGGAUUGACGACGGGUCUGAAGGUGUUGGCCGCCUUUGGAGCGGUUGCGUAUGGCGUUAAAAACUCCAUGUACACCGUUGAAGGUGGUCAUCGUGCGAUUAUAUUCAACCGUAUCGGCGGUGUGGGUGAUGAUGUUUUCACCGAAGGUUUACACUUCCGCGUGCCCUGGUUCCAGUAUCCCAUCAUUUACGACAUCCGAUCCCGGCCACGCAAAAUUUCAUCCCCAACCGGCUCGAAGGAUCUGCAGAUGGUGAACAUUUCGCUCCGUGUCCUGUCCCGUCCCGAUGCACGCAAACUGCCGGUCAUGUACCGUCAGCUGGGCCAAGAUUACGACGAAAAAGUGUUGCCUUCGAUUUGUAACGAAGUGUUGAAAAGUGUGGUGGCCAAAUUUAACGCUUCCCAGCUGAUCACCCAGCGUCAGCAGGUAUCGCUACUGAUUCGCCGUGAACUCGUAGAGCGUGCGGCCGAUUUUAACAUUAUUCUUGACGAUGUGUCACUGACGGAGCUGAGCUUCGGCAGAGAAUAUACGGCGGCAGUUGAAAGCAAACAGGUUGCCCAGCAGGAAGCACAGCAGGCUGCAUUCUUGGUGGAACGUGCAAAACAGGAACGACAGCAAAAGAUUGUACAGGCCGAGGGUGAGGCAGAAGCGGCCAAAAUGUUGGGUCUUGCCGUAGCUGAAAAUCCUGGUUAUCUCAAGCUUCGAAAGAUUCGUGCAGCACAGAACAUUGCCAGAACGAUCGCAAACUCACAGAACCGUGUCUACCUCUCUGCCAACAGUCUGAUGCUGAACAUUCAGGAUGAUACGUUCGAUGAUAUGUCGAAGAAAGUUUCAACUGGGCGGCAGUCAGGUAGUGGAUGGUUUAGCUCAUCAGCCUCAACAGGACAAACGAAACCAAAACCAUCAGUGAAAGAGAACGGAACCAACCAAACCGAGGAUAGGCCGCAUCAGCAGCAGUACGAUGAAAGUUUGAUAAAAAUCAUUGCCGAAGAAACGGUCGACCGGUUAAAGGGAAAUGUGUUGUAA